Messenger RNA from Cannabis sativa, 534 nucleotides. RefSeq lists its product as uncharacterized. Gene Ontology annotation, molecular function: nucleic acid binding; zinc ion binding. The coding region runs from base 1 to 534 and encodes 177 amino acids. The transcript is spliced from 2 exons. NCBI's taxonomy places the organism in Eukaryota, Viridiplantae, Streptophyta, Magnoliopsida, Rosales, Cannabaceae. The record is from RefSeq and is a predicted model, not a curated record.
AUGGACAGACACAAACAAGAAAAAGCACAAAAAACCACAACAUUUUUGAUACCUAAAGCAGAGAAGAAGCUAGUCAACAACUUUGUGAACUCAUUGACAGAAAAUAUAAAGCCAAUAAACGACAGCAUGUUCGAAGUGGUAGAACUAACAAGAUCAUGGGUGAUCAAUCUAAAGGAAAAAACAUGCAGUUGCAACCGAUUCCAAAUUGACGAAUUACCGUGUGCUCAAGCGCUUGCUGUGAUAAAAGAGAUAAACUUGAAUGUUUACAACUACUAUUCAAAAUAUUACACGAUAAGAACAUGGCUUGAAACAUACAUCAACUCAACAUAUCCGGUAGACAAUCACACAACAUGGGAUGUACCACAUAACAUAAAAGAUAUCCUUGUUCUGUCUCCAAACCAAAAAAUAAGAUCUGGAAGACCAAGGAAAAGAAGAUUUAUAGCUGAUUGGGAUACCAAACAACAGAAUAGGUGCAUCAAAUGUGGUCAACAUGGUCACAACCGAAAAACAUGCAACAAUCAAGCAAUAAAAUAG